Messenger RNA from Cladophialophora immunda, 1781 nucleotides. RefSeq lists its product as uncharacterized. Bases 714 to 1538 code for a protein of 274 amino acids. Lineage: Eukaryota; Fungi; Ascomycota; Eurotiomycetes; Chaetothyriales; Herpotrichiellaceae. The transcript has 2 exons. The record is from RefSeq and is a predicted model, not a curated record.
GAGAUAGUUCUAUCCGAUCGCAAUCACCCUCAGCGAAGCGUACUCGUUUGUGCGCGUUUCCAAAUACCUUUACGGCCGAGCACCCACAGCGGGCCUGGCGAGCCUGGGCGGAGGCUCGCCCUCAGUCAAAUUGCAUUCCAAAUAGCACCCAGAAGGCGACCCAUUGCCCUAAUUCGCUUGGCUCCGCGGACUGUAAACCUUUCCAGGCCAAAAUCUAUACAAGAGAGGGAUGGUUGACAAGAAGGGCUGACUAACAUUGACAAUCACAAUCAAAGCACCUCGCCGAGUACGGUGGCUGGACAUCGUCUUUGAUGACAGGGGAGGAUGACAGUUUCACAAACGACAAGCCGAGGAAUCCCUGGAAGCCCUUCCGCAAUAGGCUCUAUCUGGCUUAAACGCAACGGCCGUGGCGGCGCGGUGUCCACUUCUUGCAUGACGUCUGACCUCUAACUGUCGCGCCCGUUAAGCAUGCGGACCGGGGUAGAAGUCAACCGAAUGACCUGGUAAUGCAAGCCACAUCCAUGAAUAAAGAUUGAUAGGAAAGGUUUGAUGUCUGGUAUACGAGGGCUCAGAGAAAAGUAUAUCAUGAGAACUCCCCUUCAUUUCAAUCCGAGUUUCUCCUCAUCAGCAGCGCUACUUCAGCAGCAAGAUAACUUCACAGACAGGUCGAGUACCUCUACAACACACCACCACUUCUCAGCUGCGCCUUCACGAUGUCUACCUCUAAAUCCGCUUCCUCCUUGAUUCCCGCUGACCCGGCGAAGGUCAUGGUCAUCCGGGAUGUCACUCCCAAUAUCACAACGCUCAGUGUACCUUUUCUGCGGUUCGGACACAUCAAGAUUGGCGGUCGGGCCACAUUGGUCAAGCUACAGACAGGCAAUGUAGCUGUCUUUUCUCCCGUUGCGCUCACACCGGACGUCAAGGCCAAAGUCACGUCCAUGGGUCCCAUCAAAUACAUCGUUGCGCCGGACUUCGAGCAUCACAUAUUCAUCUCUACCUGGGCCAAGGAAUACCCCGAAGCAGAAGUGAUUGGCAUGGAAGGACUGCCAGAGAAGAGAGAGGGAGAUCCGGCCACAAAAGGAACAAAAUUCGCACAUGUUUUCUCCGCGAAGAACAAGCUCGACAUGCAUGUCACUCCCGAAUUCGACACCGAGUUCUCGUACGAAUACUUCGACUCCCACACCAACAAGGAGCUCGUUUUUCUCCAUAAACCCAGCAGGACCUUGAUCGAGGCCGAUCUGCUCUUCAACCUCCCUGCCACCGAGCAAUACUCCAAAGCCGGAGCCCACCCGAAUUCCGGGCUCUUGACCAAGCUCUUUACAGGUAUUAUGAACACCAAGGGUGAUAUGACCUGGCAAAAACGCUUUCUCUGGUACGCAGCUGCCGGGAAAGACAGGAAGGGCUUUGCGGAGUCGGCCAAGAGAAUCAAGCAAUGGGACUAUGACAGAGUCAUUCCUUGUCAUGGGGAUGUUAUCGAGACUGGCGGAAAGGCGAUUGUCGACAGGGCGACUGCGUGGUUUACGGAGGGCAAGCAUUGAUCAGCAAUGGUGGAAGGUGGUGUCAAUAUUCAGGUGGGGUUUUUGAUUCACUUAUUACUUUUGCGGCUCAGAGAUACCAUUUUAGCUUGUUUGCAUCCUCUAGUUCAAUAAUUAUUGGUGUUCAACGAACUGUGUGCUACGUUACACGCCUAUGCCAGAACGUAUAUCCAACCUGUUGAUCACUUGGUGAGAAAAUGAACAAGAUGAGCAACAGUGACGCCUAGAGGUGAAGCUGCGGAUUGC